This is a messenger RNA of Mytilinidion resinicola, 735 nucleotides long. RefSeq lists its product as uncharacterized. The transcript is spliced from 2 exons. NCBI's taxonomy places the organism in Eukaryota, Fungi, Ascomycota, Dothideomycetes, Mytilinidiales, Mytilinidiaceae. The record is from RefSeq and is a predicted model, not a curated record. The coding region runs from base 1 to 735 and encodes 244 amino acids.
AUGGCAAACACGAACACGGUCAAUACAUGUAACUCUGGCACUGACUUUGGGCCAAAGUCCACAGCCGUUAUUUCAGUACCUACUCUUGAAGCCAAACAACCGGGUACAACGUUUCUCGACCUUCCAUCGGAACUUCGACUGCAAAUUUUUCGAUACGCCUUUGACCCCGGCGAUCUCGUAUCCAUCCGCCGAAAUCCAGCUGUACUGACUAGCAACUCCUUCAAAAACGACACACGCUUUGCCAACCGGUCAUUGCGCCUCGCCACGAUUUGUCGCACAGUAAGCCAAGAGGUUGUCGAAGCAUACUACAGCAGCGACGCCCUUCCUUUGAAGGUAGAGUGGGCCGAGUAUUUCUCCCAAACCAAACAGCUCUUACUACCUCCGAGACAUGUCCGACGAUUUGUCAGGAGAAUCGCCUUCUACAACUCCACCGAGAACUUUUGGCACUCGGCUAUAGGGCAUGGCCAAGGUCUGGGGCCGCUGCAGAGGCUGGAUGAGUUGGGUUUUACACACUUGAAGUCGGUUUAUGUGGUCAUAGGCGACGGUACGGCUGAGAUUAUCAACCUUUGCUUCCAAGAACCGCGCAGGCAGAGGUCGAAAUUGGAGAGGCUGGAAGAGACUCGUCAGGCUUUUGGCGGGCUACGUGUUCGUGCGGACUCGGUUUCAAUCUUUGGCCUCGAGCGUCACACAGAGUUCACGAGUGAGCUAGAGAAGGCAGUUACCCUGUACCGCUAA